Notothenia coriiceps (black rockcod) is the source of this 1516-nucleotide messenger RNA. RefSeq names its product exocyst complex component 3-like 1 (gene exoc3l1). The annotation marks the transcript as partial. Gene Ontology annotation, molecular function: SNARE binding. The transcript has 9 exons. Gene Ontology annotation, cellular component: exocyst. Lineage: Eukaryota; Metazoa; Chordata; Actinopteri; Perciformes; Nototheniidae. Gene Ontology annotation, biological process: exocyst localization; exocytosis. The record is from RefSeq and is a predicted model, not a curated record.
UGCGCAGCAUGGUGAUGGAGACGGAGCGUCUGGUGGAGUCCCGGCGGCUCCUGGAGGCCCACGCCCGGCUGAUGGAUCUGGAGCGCUGGCAGGACGACAUCUUGUGGCAGCUCUAUGGGGCUACUGGGCCGGCAGGAAGUGCCCUCAGCCCAGAGGAGCAGGAGCUGGUGGGCAGAUACUUCUCUGGAGUCGGGCAGCUGGUGGACGCCCUGGGUAAGGAGCUUUGGGCGGUGGUGAGCAGCGCUCUGGCUCUGGCCCGACAGAACCCAACACCAUUCGUAUCAGCGGUGAGGAUUGUGGAGCGGGAGGAGGCCCUGGACCGAGCUCUACUGGAGGAGAGGGGAGGGGCCAAAGGCCACUCCAGGCCCCUGCCCCCCGGAAGACCCCGCUGCUGGAGAACCAGCUUCUUCCAGGUGCUGGAGGAGGCGGUCUCUGCCAGGUUCCGCAGUGUCUCCUACCUGCACACGCGGGGCCCCGGGCUCGCAGGCCACCUGUCGGCUCUCCAACACGGCAUCAUGGCUGACCUGGCCACAGUGCGCCACCUGCUAGAGCACUGUGUCCCCCCACACUACCAGCUCACAGCAGCCUACCUGAGGGCCAGCCACCACUGCCUACAUGCUCACCUGGCACAGGUUAGCAGCUGGGACCUGGAGAGUGGAGAAAUCUUCGCCGUGCUAAACUGGGUGCUACACACCUACAACAGCCCAGACAUGAUGGGUCAGCCGGAGCUGGAGGCUGAGAUGGAGAAGGUGGAACUGGGACCCCUGAUCUCCAUCGAGGGACUGGAGCAGCUGCAGAACAAAUACGUGCAGAGUGUUCGGAAGAGUGUGUCAGAGUGGAUGCACAAAGCUCUGCAUGUGGAGCUGCAGGACUGGCAGAGAGACCAGGAGCCGGACACAGACCAUGAAGGCUUCUACCUCACCAGCCUGCCCACCAUCAUCACACAGAUGCUGGAGGACAACGCCCGGGUGGCUCUGAUGAUCGGGAAGUCUCUCAGAGAUCAGAUGAUUCAGAUGGGCCUGUAUGAGAUGGAGAACCUCCUCAACAGGUUUCGAGAAGCUCUGGUGGAGUUUGGGAAGGAGCAUCGCAGGGAUCCAAGCAAAGACAAAAACAAGUUCUACCUCCACUACCUGCUGGCCUCCAUCAGCAACUGCAUCAUCCUCAAGAAGUCCACAUUGAGCCUGCAGCAUCAGCAGCAGUCGUCCCGGUCUGCAGGACAGUUCUCUCGGACCCCCCCCAACCCCCUGGCCGCUCUGGACCGGGCGGUGCGGCGGGCCUGUCGCCUGGUGAUGGAUCAGCUGCUGCUGGCUCUGCAGCCCCACCUCCCCGGCCUGAUGACCCGACCCUGGCUGGUCCAGGGAGACCCCACCCUCAAACUCUGCAGCGUCCUGGAGCUUCACCUGGAGCUGUACGGCCAUGUGCGGCCCCCCUGCAGAGAGGUCCCAGCUUUACUCACACUUGUAUUUUAGCUAUAAAGACAAUCAUCACUGGUACCGUAAUUUUCGGACUAUAAGGC